GCGCAUUGACCAAAUGAUCGACGCGACAUCCAACCACGAAACAUUAUCGUUCCUCGAUAUGUUUUCAGGAUAUCACCAGAUCCCAAUGAGCCACGUAGACUACACCACCAUUAACAAAGUAUGUCCGGGAGACCCAUACCCCCUACAGCGCAUCGGCCAAAUGAUCGACGCGACAUCCAACCACGAAACAUUAUCGUUCCUCGAUAUGUUUUCAGGAUAUCACCAGAUCCCAACGAGCCACAAAGACGAGGAGAAAACCGCUUUCAUGACGCCAUUCGGCAAUUUCUGUUUCAUGGGAAUGCCGUUUGGCCUAAAAAACGCGGGCGCCACAUACCAGCGAAUGAUCGAUACAGUCUUCGCACCCCAUAUGGGGUGCAACAUUGAGGCCUACGUGGAUGACCUCAUCGUCAAGACAAAGGGCGGGGGCUCCCAUUUGGAAGACCUCCACGAAACAUUCGAGGCAUUACGCAGAAACAACCUUCGACUCAACCCGCUGAAGUGCGCCUUCGGCGCGGAAGCAGGAAAGUUCCUCGGAUUCAUGAUAACCAAGCGGGGAAUCGAGGCCGACCCCAAACAAAUCACAACAGUGCAACAACUCCGCGCCCCCAGAAGCGCCACUGAAGUCCAAUCUCUGAACGACAAGCGAGCCGCUUUAGGGCGAUUCAUCCCAAAAUCCGCCGACAAAUGCGCUCCAUUCUUCCAAACCUUAAAGAACGGCGCUCGAUUCGAGUGGACCCCAGAAUGUGAAGCCGCAUUCAAUGAGCUCAAACUGUACUUGGUAUCACCCCUGUAUUGAUCGCCCCCGGGCUUAAUGAAAAGUUAUUUCUGUA
Linum trigynum is the source of this 830-nucleotide messenger RNA. The record is from the annotation of a GenBank genome assembly. Lineage: Eukaryota; Viridiplantae; Streptophyta; Magnoliopsida; Malpighiales; Linaceae.